AUGUCCUCUUCUUCUCUCUUCGAACUCCCCAUCGGCCCAUGCGGCAAGCACCCCGGCGGCACGCUCACAUGCACCGAGCCCCAGCCCCAAGUCUACCUGUUGACGUGGAAUUCGCCGCCCGACAACCGCCUCACAACGCCCUUCUGCAAGACGCUGCUCGCGGCGCUUGACAUUCUCGAGUUCGGCGACUAUGCGCCCGGCGUCGUCGUCACCACGUCGGGCAUUGCCAAGAACUACUCCAACGGCUUCGAUCUCGAGCACACGCUGGCCAAUAAAGAAGUCUUUUUUCCCUUUUACUACGGCCUCUGGGUGCGAUUUUUGACUAUGCCUGACCCCCCCCCCCCCCCCCCCCCACGAUACCCCAUGCCCACCGUCGCCCUCAUGAACGGCCACGGCUACGCCGCAGGCCUCAUGCUCGCCAUGGCCCACGACUACCGCCUCGCCCCCUCCCCGCGCGGCUUCUUCUGCCUCCCCGAGCUCACCUACGGCCUGCCGCUGACCCCGGCCAUGGCCAGCCUCUUCCGGCACAAGCUCCCCUCCGCCGCCGCGCUGCGCGACCUCGCCCUCGAGGCCGGCCAGCUGACGGGCCCGCAAAUCGUCGACUUGGGCAUCGCCGACGCCCUCGCCCCGACGCCCGCCGACGCCUGGAAGUUUAUCGCGGACCGAAAGCUGGCGGAAAAGGCCAAGCCGGGCGUGUACGGCACCAUCAAGAGCGAGCUGUACAAGGACCUGAUUAAAGAGCUGAGAGGCGAGGGCUUGGAGAGGGAGGAGCAGAGACAUCGGGACGAUGGGGAUAAAGUGGCAGAGAGGGUCGAGUUUGGCAAGGUCUGGUAUGAGCAGUGGAAGGCGGGCAAAGCGAAGCUAUAG
This is a messenger RNA of Beauveria bassiana ARSEF 2860, 867 nucleotides long. RefSeq names its product enoyl-CoA hydratase/isomerase. The record is from RefSeq and is a predicted model, not a curated record. Gene Ontology annotation, biological process: fatty acid beta-oxidation. Lineage: Eukaryota; Fungi; Ascomycota; Sordariomycetes; Hypocreales; Cordycipitaceae. Bases 1 to 867 code for a protein of 288 amino acids. Gene Ontology annotation, cellular component: peroxisome. The transcript has 2 exons. Gene Ontology annotation, molecular function: enoyl-CoA hydratase activity; delta(3)-delta(2)-enoyl-CoA isomerase activity.